AUGUCUUACUGCGGGGAGCUGUGCUUGCCCUACAGCAACCAGUGUGAGGUGUCCUGCCCCCAGCCCUUUGCCAACGCCUGCAACGAGCCAUGUGUGACAUCCUGCGAUGACUCCAGAGCUGUCAUCUACCCACCACCCGUUGUCCUGACAUUCCCAGGACCUGUUCUCAGCUCUUGCCCCCAGGAGAGCAUUGUGGGCAGCUGUGGACCACUCGGUGUUGGCCGCUCAUUUGGUUCUGGGGGCUGUCUUGGUUAUGGAGGCUAUGGAAAUGGUGUUGGCUUGAGGGGCUCCAUCCUUUUUGGAGGCUCAAAUGGUUAUGGGUGUGGGUUCAAUUACAGUAGGUCUUAUAAUUUGGGAUACUCCUCCCUGGGAAGGGGAAGUUGUAGCCCAUACUCCUACCGCCGCUACAGGACCUACAGCCGAGGAAGCUGUGGGCCAUGCUAA
Molecule: messenger RNA, 444 nt
Organism: Apus apus (common swift)
Lineage: Eukaryota; Metazoa; Chordata; Aves; Apodiformes; Apodidae
Product: scale keratin-like
Exons: 1
Coding region: 1-444 (147 amino acids)
Cellular component (GO): intermediate filament
Molecular function (GO): structural constituent of cytoskeleton
Source: RefSeq, a predicted model, not a curated record